Messenger RNA from Papaver somniferum (opium poppy), 633 nucleotides. RefSeq lists its product as uncharacterized. Lineage: Eukaryota; Viridiplantae; Streptophyta; Magnoliopsida; Ranunculales; Papaveraceae. The coding region runs from base 1 to 633 and encodes 210 amino acids. The record is from RefSeq and is a predicted model, not a curated record. The transcript is spliced from 2 exons.
AUGUUAGCCACGAAAACAGCUCUACUCUUCUCACCACUACAUCAUCGUGUCACUUUGUAUUUUGCAUUCUCUUCUUCUUUACAAUUGAAUAAAUGUAGGAAAUUUAGAAGACCAAUAAUUAAGGCUACAAGAACAGAGUCUAAAGGGGCUUUAUUAGGAUCUCGAGCUCCUGAUUUCCGGCUGGUAGUGCCCCUUACCAGGAAAACUUGGGAAUUUGACGAUUUUGAAUCCCAUCAUUCUCUAUUGAAGGGGCUUGCAGUUUUUGUUAUGUCUUCAAAUUCUGUUGUUAGGCAUCAGCAGGACGGUCCCGAGUUUAUAGCAGAAGAAACAAAGUUGUUCAAAUACCCUUUUCGAUAUCUCUAUGAUGAGUCACAAGGUGUUGCACGAGCAUUCAGAGUUGUCUACAAAUCUGAAUUUCUACUCUACAAAAAGGAUUGCCGAAAACCAUUUGAACUCGUUUACAAUGGACAGUUUGACGACUCACGGCCAAGUAAUAAUAUGCGAGUUACUGGAAGGGACUUAAGCAUGGCAAUAGGUUCUGUUCUAAUUUUGCAGCCAUUGUCUUUUGUGCAAAAACGAAGUGUUGGUCUUGUUAGAUGCAUGAUAAAGUGGCAUCCUGAGAAAAGCAUGUAA